GAGGACGAUUUGUGGUGCUACACGUGUAACACGGAUCUAGGACAAGGACAUAAGGGAUACUGUAACGAUCCUUAUUCGUCUGCUGCCGUUGAUCUGGUCGCUUGUCCUCGGAACGAAUCUCAUCACUGUCUCAAAAGCAUCGUGUUGUAUAGGAAUAUUUUAGUGACCAUACGUGGUUGCGUGUCAUCUCGACGAGUCAACGGAUAUUGCGACUACGAGGAUAGUUUCCCGCGCUCGAGUAUCGAGUGUUAUUUCUGCAAGGAAAACGGUUGCAACAACAAGGAAUCGCUCGGUCCGAUGUCAAAAUGGUAUCUCGGCGUGCUCGCAAUUAUUUUGUCACGGAUAUAAUCAAUAUAAAACUGCGCAGUAUAGGAACAGAAGAGAGGCUGAGAGCGAGCGAGCGAGCGAGCGAGAGAAGGAGGGAAAAGAGUACUCUUGGUAAAGAGGGUGUUGGUUCUUCAGUAUCAAACCGGACAGGUUCGACAGUGGCAGUUUCGAAACGGACAUCUAGAUCGUUGGACCGAUAGUUACUGCCUAGUUUUCGAGGACGCAAUAGUUGCGACUUUUCGAAGCGAUCUUUCGAAAAGAACACCCGUGGUUUCGUGAGAUCCUUUGAGAGAGAUAUUAUUGUUUAAUAUAUUCAAAAUGAUCUCCAACGAACGCGCAGUGUUGAUAAUCUUCGCGAUAACUCUUUUCGUAACGUCAGGUUCCGCCUUACGAUGUUGGGUUUGCUCGUCUAACGUGAAUGUCGUGUGCGACGAUCCGAUGAAUACUACGGAGCACCACACUACAUUCCAUGCAAGAGAUUGUAAUGAAUAUUCCAGGGAUCACCUCUCAGGUCACUACGGCAAUUCGAGAGCUGUUUGUCGCAAAAUCGUCAAACGAGAUUACGGUCAGCGAAUUGUCGUGCGACAGUGUUCAACCCUGAAUCAUGACGAAAUUGAUAUCGUUGACGGCACGUGCGGCGCUUCCGCGCAACAAGGUCCCGUCGAAAUUGAAUCCUGCCACAUCUGCAGCACCGAUUUGUGCAAUUCCGCGACGAGCGUUUCCACGAUGCAACUGCUUUACGCCGCUGUUCUGGUAUUCGUCACCUACGUCUUCCAUCAGUCGAAGUACUGCGGUCUUUAAUCAUUUAUGAACGAGACCAAUUAGUAAUUAAGGAGAAGAAAAAAGAAUUAAGUCACAAAUAGCUGCUAGUUAUCAUGUGUGUGUAACUAACCAUUUUUUUUUCACCAACAUUUUUACUUUCGUUCGAUAGCGAUUUAAGAGACGUAUGCGAACGGUAAGAGGUGCAAUUGAAAAAAGAAACAUAUGUUUAUAUAUGCGUAAUCUUCUUGCUCCGUAAUUAUCUCGAAACGAAAAUUAUAAAUAAUCGUCGCGCGUACUAUGAGUAAUGUUGAUCUAUCAGUUUAUUGUAUAUAUAAAAUAAAGGACACAUAACAUAUAUAAUUAUAAAACAAAAAGUCUACAGAACUGUUUUUUGUUUGUUUUAGAUUUGUUUUUACCGUCCGUUCACAAUAAAAUCGGCUUCACAUAUUCGUUACAUUCGAUUUUACGGUAGAAAUAGAUGAUACUUAACUGCACUUGACAGACCGUCUCUCGCACUAAUUCCACCACACAAUGAAUUAGGUCGGCCACCGUUGUGCGUCAUCUUCAUUGGGUCAGCCUUAUUUCGUUCUAAGUAGACAUUAUCUCAAGUCCGUCUUAAAUGAAUGGCACUUCCCCUCGUUACUUUUUACACACGUUCGUCUCUUCUCUCGUUGCGUUGUGAGAUUUAGAUAUGUACGAAGCGAAAAACGAAAGUGGAUAUAAAAAAAAAAGAAAACUUAUCAGGUAUCCGUCCAGCGUUAGAAUAUAA
Molecule: messenger RNA, 1858 nt
Organism: Pseudomyrmex gracilis
Lineage: Eukaryota; Metazoa; Arthropoda; Insecta; Hymenoptera; Formicidae
Exons: 5
Coding region: 646-1128 (160 amino acids)
Biological process (GO): positive regulation of voltage-gated potassium channel activity; regulation of synaptic transmission, cholinergic; sleep
Source: RefSeq, a predicted model, not a curated record